Drosophila hydei is the source of this 2644-nucleotide messenger RNA. It is a transcript of the gene Nup75, whose product is annotated as nuclear pore complex protein Nup75. Gene Ontology annotation, molecular function: structural constituent of nuclear pore. Bases 99 to 2138 code for a protein of 679 amino acids. Gene Ontology annotation, biological process: mRNA export from nucleus; protein import into nucleus; positive regulation of DNA-templated transcription. Lineage: Eukaryota; Metazoa; Arthropoda; Insecta; Diptera; Drosophilidae. Gene Ontology annotation, cellular component: nuclear pore outer ring. The record is from RefSeq and is a predicted model, not a curated record. The transcript has 6 exons.
CAUUACACGCAAGAAUUUACCAACACUGGCUCAUGUGCCGCAUAUAAAAUCGCGCUCGUUUGCUUAUUUUGUUAGGAUUGCAGAAUUAAUUAUUUACAAUGAGUGAAGAUACCGUACCGAAUUUCGAACUUGGCGAUGCACUCGCCACGCGCUGCGGCAAUACUUUAACUGCAAGAUUCGUACCAGGCGGCUCUAAAAUAGCGCUGAGUGCAUAUCGGCCAGUUAAGUGGAGCACACGCGACGUGCCGAGCGAAACAGCUGCAGAGGACCCUGUGCUUAUAUAUAUGGCACAGGAAGCGACUCUUUACGGGGAACCACUGCUUCGUAGCUUACUAGCUGAAACAAAUGCCACAUUUGCAACUCUACAGACUUUGAGCCAGGGGCCGAAAGGAGACGCAAAGAAAACAAUAGAGUACAUAAAAAUUUCCAGAACAUAUCGUAGUAUAGUGCGUUGCUGCCUCGAGAAACUGGAACACGCUAAAAAAUUGCCUGAAGUACAAGAGAAUGAUGCCAAGCAACAACAACAUACGGACGCAAUAUUAACAUUCUAUGCAAUUGAAUGCCUAUGGCAUUUGUUUGAAAUACUCUACAUGCAGCAGCAGCACAAUCAGCUGAUUGUCCCCCAGCUAUUGGAAUGGACACGCUUUCAUUAUCCUAAUACGGAAGAUACUGCUACUGAUUUGUUGCUCAUGGCCGAAGAGGCCAGCGAAUGCGACAGCUAUUGGGACACAUUAAAAACACUCAUAAUGCUCGGUCAGCUGGACGUAACACGUGCCAUACUCUCGCAGCAUCGCAAAUUCAACCAAGCAGCCUUUCAAACAGCAGAACAAGUGCUCAAGUCCAUGCCAGUUUAUCAAGAUGGAUAUGCAAUGCAAAAGUUUUGCUCCCAGUGGGAGUACUGGCAUGUGGACUUAGAGCGAAAAUUAGCUGCUCAUAUGUUUGCUACCGAACCACAGCUUGAGCUGCUUAUGCAGCUGGUUUCAGGCAGCAACGAGCAUUGGGAUGCGGCACUGCUGAAAUCCCAGGACUGGUAUGAGUUUCUACCGGGCUAUUUGCUCUUCACGAGGCCUGCGUGCAAACCAUUUGAGCUGCGAAUUGCUGCGAGCAACUGGGUUAACCGCUGGUCAGGGCUUCGCCCUAACUGGGAGAUGACGCAAAUGAGUCGCAUGGUUUUGCAGCUGAUGGAGCACGAUGUCAAGCUCUUUAUCUACGAUAUGCAGAAGCUAAAUGACAGUCAUUGGUUCGCUACACAUCUCAUAGAUCUAAUCUAUCACUCGGGACAGCUCAAGUCAUAUUUUGAACAGCAGCACGUUGACCUCCCCGCAUUGCGGUACUCAAUGGUGUUUGAGUAUGGCAGCUAUUUGAUGACCUCGCACAACCUCUGGCAACUGGGCAUUGAUUAUUUAGACUGCUGCAAGCAAGAGGGAGUUGCAGCGAUAGAACAGCUGUUGCCGCGCAUUCCCCUGAAGAGCGAACGUCAAGCUUUUAAGAUAAUCGCAAUGGCUAAAGAACGUGGUCUAGUUAACGUCGAACAGGACAUCUGCAAAGUGCUAUCAAAGCGGGCGUAUUCCGAUCAGCGAUAUGGCAGUGCUCUUGAAUGGGCUGUACGCUCAAAGGAUGUUUUGCUUGUUACGGCCAUCGCCGACUUUAUACUGAAGCACUAUUCCAGUACUGGUGUCAUACUCUGUCCAGAUGUUAUAACAAGCAUUGGAGCACGCAUGUUUGUGUCGCCACGUUUGGUAUUUCUUUCAAAGUAUUUCGAGUUCUAUGAGUUUUACCGGCAACGUGACUUUUUGUCUGGUGCUGAACUGCUUAUCAAUCUUCUGGCUUCGAAAAUAACGCCCGAUUACUUCUGGCCCUCGCUGCUCAUUGAUGCUCUGCCGCUACUGGAGUCCGAAGAUCCGAAGAUUUUUUGCAAGGAGACUAUUGCUAUACUACAGCAUUUGGAAAUGGAGCUAGUACCAUUAAUAGAACGCAACAAACUAAACACUGCCAAGUUUAACAAUCAAACAUCUAAAACUGUGUUCAGCGACUACCGCGUGGAGAAUGUUGAGGAGAUAUUGGAUCUGAUGCGCUUAGCAUGUGCCCGAAAUCUGUCCAGAGCAAUGAUCAUUGAGAAUACAGCACCCACUACGUAAUUGUUUGAUAUAUUUCCUUUGUAGUGUAUUUUAUUUAAUAUUUUCGCUUUUCAAUACAUCGUAAUCGUAAUUUGUUGUAAACGUUUAUUGCAUUGCUAAUUUCUUUUUAUUUAUACGGUUUGUUUAUUUGUGCCUCUUUUUGUCGUGUAUUAUUUAUUGUAAGUACCAACAACGCUAGAUGUCUGAUUAAGACUGUCUCAUUUGGCCGAAAGCAACUGACCGCGAUGCAACUUAAACCGUAAAAAUAUUAAAUUAAAGCAUUUUGGGUACUCUAUUGUUGACAAAUUUUGUAAGCAGGAUUUGAAUUAUAUAUGCUAGUCUAUAGGAUUAUGUUCUUUUCUUUUCGUAAGGCAAAUUAAAAUCUUAAGUCGAACUUAAAACGAAAUUAUAAACUUAAAGUGUUCUAUAGAUAAAUACAUAGUUGUGUUUAUAGCUGCACAGGAUUUAGGGUAAUGCACCUAAGAACUAAGAAACAACGCACAGAGCACAAUGGAGUAGUCCGUAUA